Neltuma alba is the source of this 494-nucleotide messenger RNA. RefSeq names its product auxin-responsive protein SAUR71-like. The transcript has a single exon. The record is from RefSeq and is a predicted model, not a curated record. Gene Ontology annotation, biological process: response to auxin. NCBI's taxonomy places the organism in Eukaryota, Viridiplantae, Streptophyta, Magnoliopsida, Fabales, Fabaceae. Bases 41 to 448 code for a protein of 135 amino acids.
UCUUCACAGCUUUCUCUCUCCACCGCUGAAAAAAGUAACGAUGAAGCAUUUGAUUCGCAGGCUUGCUCGAGUCGCCGACUCAUCUCAGUAUACACUCCUCAGAUCCGAUUCGCAGAGCCGUCGUUCUCGCCGAGUGCUCACCGCGGCAGGGAGGAGCCGGCGGAAUCGCUCGAGGACGGCGGCUGCGGCGUUGGAAGGGCACGUGCCGAUCUACGUAGGCGACGAGAUGAGGAGAUUCGAGGUGAACGCGGAGCUGCUGAACCACCCGAUCUUCGUUAAGCUUCUGAACAAAUCAGCUCAGGAGUACGGGUACGAGCAGAAAGGCGUGCUCCGAAUCCCCUGCCAUGUCUUCGUCUUCGAACGUGUCCUCGAAGCUCUUCGUCUGGGACUCGACGACGCGCGUGACAUCCACGAUCUGCUUUCUUCCUCGUCUGAAGAGUUUUGCUAGGAACGGAUGAAGAAGGAAAAGUAAGUUGCAGAAAAUUAGGAGGGUG